Ricinus communis (castor bean) is the source of this 3355-nucleotide messenger RNA. Its product is annotated as protein MICRORCHIDIA 7. Gene Ontology annotation, molecular function: ATP hydrolysis activity. The transcript is spliced from 20 exons. Gene Ontology annotation, cellular component: nucleus. The record is from RefSeq and is a predicted model, not a curated record. The coding region runs from base 315 to 2765 and encodes 816 amino acids. NCBI's taxonomy places the organism in Eukaryota, Viridiplantae, Streptophyta, Magnoliopsida, Malpighiales, Euphorbiaceae.
CUUCGGCUGAACGCCGGUCCCAGGCACAGUUAAUAAGCUGACAGAAGAGAAAAAAGUGUUUCGCACCUUCGCUCUUUUUUUUGAAGCGCAAACAGAAAGAGUCCCGGCAAUCCAACCACAGGCACUUUCUCCCGUGCAAACCGAACCUUUUUCUUGUUUGCAGAGCCAAAAAUAUCUCUUCUUUCUAUUUAACCUUUUUGAAGAUCAUUUUUGUCAUGCAAAAAUUAAAAGCCAAGUGAAUAUUAUAUCUUUCGUUAACUGCUGUUUUUAGAUAAAAGAUAAAGAAGAUCCAAAAAAACAAACAAAAGAAUCCCAUGGACAUUCCCGUAAAGCGAGAGAUCGUUGAAACUUUUGGCACGGCAGACUCGAAUCGUGGAAACGACAGCGUUCUACCAGGCCCUCCGGUGUUGAUUGAGCUUAGUAGUAGCAGUAGCAGUAGCAGUAGCAGCAGCAGUGACUCGGAUUCUGAAUCGGAUAAUGGAGCUAGGUUUUUUCCUAAUGGUGAAGGAAUUUCCAAGAAAAAGAGGAAGCUCGAAGAGUUAGGUGUGGUAUUACCUGUGGGGUUUCUAGCACCACUCAAUCAGGUUCCGGCGGAGGCGAUGCUAACGACGGUGCAGGGGAAUGACAAUGUGUGUCUUAUUGAUCAGAGUUGUAAGCAGUUUUGGAAGGCUGGAGAUUAUGAAGGUGCUCCUUGUGGUGAUUGGGAUUUAUCUACUGGUGGGAUGGAUCAUGUCAGGGUUCAUCCUAAGUUUUUACAUUCCAAUGCUACCAGUCAUAAGUGGGCUCUUGGAGCAUUUGCAGAACUUCUGGACAAUGCACUGGAUGAGGUUUGCUAUGGAGCAACUUAUGUUAACAUUGAUAUGCUUGCAAAUUGGAAGGAUGGGAGCCGAAUGUUGUUGAUUGAAGAUAAUGGUGGUGGAAUGGAUCCAGAUAAAAUGCGACAAUGCAUGUCCUUGGGGUAUUCUGCAAAAAGCAAAGUGGCUAACACCAUUGGACAGUACGGCAAUGGAUUUAAGACUAGCACCAUGAGGCUUGGAGCAGAUGUUAUCGUAUUCUCACGCUGCCCUGGGAAGGAUGGAAAAAGUCCUACGCAGAGCAUUGGAUUGCUGUCGUACACUUUUCUGAGGAGUACCGGAAAAGAAGAUAUUGUGGUCCCCAUGCUUGAUUAUGAAAGAAAAGGGCAAGAAUGGAACAAAAUGAUACGAUCAUCUAGUGGUGAUUGGAACAGAAAUGUAGAGACAAUAGUUCAGUGGUCACCAUUUUCCAGUGAGGCAGACCUCCUUCGUCAGUUUAAUCUGAUGUCGGAUCAUGGGACACGGAUAGUAAUUUACAAUCUCUGGGAGGACGAUGAAGGAUCGCUGGAGCUUGAUUUUGACACUGAUCCUCAUGAUAUCCAACUCAGAGGUGUAAAUCGAGAUGAGAAGAAUAUACAAAUGGCAAAAGAGUUUCCAAACUCCAGACACUUCUUGACUUACAGGCAUUCAUUAAGGAGUUAUGCGUCCAUUCUCUAUUUGAGACUUCCUCCUUGCUUUCGAAUCAUUCUUCGUGGAAAAGAUGUUGAGCACCAUAAUAUAGUGAACGAUAUGAUGCUGUCUCAGGAGAUCACGUACCGGCCACAGAGUGCCGAUGGAGUUGCAAAAGACUUUAACUUGAAUCAUAUGGCAGCUAUUGUGACUAUUGGCUUUGUGAAAGAUGCGAAGCAUCAUAUUGAUGUUCAGGGUUUCAAUGUUUAUCACAAAAAUCGACUCAUUAAGCCAUUUUGGAGGCUUUGGAAUGCUGCUGGAAGUGAUGGCCGUGGAGUUAUAGGUGUGCUAGAAGCUAAUUUCGUUGAACCAGCACAUGAUAAGCAGGGAUUUGAGCGUACAACAGUUCUUGCAAGACUUGAGGCUCGCCUUGUUCAGAUGCAAAAGACUUACUGGUCUACUAACUGUCACAAAAUUGGGUAUGCUCCACGCCGAAAUAAAAGAUUUAUAAAUGAGAGUACAGAUGGGGGAUCUUCUCCUGAUUAUUCACAAGUGUCUUCCCAGUCUAAGAAGUAUUCUGCUUUGAGAGGCAAGGGAUUGUCUUCACUUUCAGACAAAUUCUAUUCUCAUGCAAACCAAAAUGGAGGAAAGGGAUCAGAUACAUUUGCAAAAAAUGGAAACCCUGCUUAUGCCAAUGGACAUGUCUCCAGUAAUGGAAGUGACGGAACAAAGACAUCAACCGGAUCCGGAAGAAAAACACAUUCAAAAGCACCAUCAUCACCUUCUUUACAUGAUGUCGAUGACAACGAUGCGCAUAUUGCUCUUCCCACUAGACAAGAUGGGCUUCAUAUGGUUCGUUUAUCUUCACCCUUAGAAGAUACAACUCAGCAAGCAGUCACCAGAUCCCAGUCUAAGGCAGGUAAAGUUGAUAACAGUCAGCAUGUCCUUCCAGAAUCUGAUUUAUGCAAUAUUAACGAGCUGAAGCAAGAGAACCAGGAGCUGAGGGAAAGAUUAAAGAAAAGGGAAGCAGAGUUUCAAGGUGAAAUGAUGCAUGGAUCGAUGUGUAACAAGUGUAAAUCACUUGAGAUACAGUUACAGGAGGCACAGCAAAAAAUUGAGGAAUUGAAUAAGGAGCAAGAAAGUCUUAUUGAUAUAUUCUCAGAGGAAAGGGAUCGACGAGACAAGGAAGAAGAAAAUUUGAGGAAAAAGUACAAGGAUGCUUCUAAUACCAUCCAACAGUUGCUCGACAAGGUGAGGCUAUUGGAAAAGAUGAAAUCUCCCAACUAUAGAGCAGAAAGAUAAGAGCGCAAAUAAUUAACGUAACUUCCACGUUAUUAGUCAUGUAUAGCUUCAUUCUUUUGUUUUUUUGGGCACCCUGUUUUCCCAUGACUUGGCCAGACAAACCUUUCGGCUUCUGAAUGUUGCUAACUUAGGUGUGGAAUUGUUCGUAGUAUGUUCUCAAUCUUGACUGGGCUCUGGUCACGUGCUUUCUCCCCCUGUAAUUUCUUGCCUGAGGCUGAUAGAUAUAGCAAAGGAAAUACUGAGGCACAGCUGCUGGACCGUAAUAUGGAAUUGCAGUCUCCUGUAUAGCUUCCAAAUUUUGGAUAAAUAGCAUUCUGUAAUCUUUGUAGAUCUGUAGGUUUUAGAUUUACUAGGUGGGAGGAGACUGCAAUCUGGGAGUAGAACCUGGAGGUGUUAUUAGUAAUUUUCCUUGAAUUUGUAGAAAGUGGUAUUGUUACCACAUUUUUGUAUGUGAUUCUCUCUAAUUUAGUUUCUUAAUUCUCCUGUUUGAUACAUAUGUAUUGGAGAUCACAAAGCUAAUGUCAAUUAUCUGGGAGAAGAAGCAAAGUGUAGACAAAAUAAAGGUUCUUGCCUUUGCAUUACGAUUAUUA